AUGAAUUUCCUUUUAAUUCUCGCUUUUUUCACUCUGAAUGUGGCUUUUGCCAGCUCGCGAUUGCGAUGUCAUGCUCGAUUGAAUUCAGCGGGUCCUCCGUCAUGUUCUGGAUCCAGAAACAUUGGAACUGCGCUUGGAUUGCGAUGUGCCCUGAACUUCAUGGUGUGGUACUACAACGACAAAUCCAGGAGAUGCGAAACGAUGCCGUACCUCGGAUGUGGCGAAAAUAGCAAUAGAUCCCUUUGGGACUGUCGAUUCAAUUGUUUAUAACUUCAACGUUAAAAUGAAGCUAA
Molecule: messenger RNA, 293 nt
Organism: Drosophila sechellia
Lineage: Eukaryota; Metazoa; Arthropoda; Insecta; Diptera; Drosophilidae
Product: kunitz-type serine protease inhibitor LmKTT-1a
Exons: 2
Coding region: 1-270 (89 amino acids)
Molecular function (GO): serine-type endopeptidase inhibitor activity
Source: RefSeq, a predicted model, not a curated record